Hippocampus zosterae (dwarf seahorse) is the source of this 2833-nucleotide messenger RNA. It is a transcript of the gene gnao1a, whose product is annotated as guanine nucleotide binding protein (G protein), alpha activating activity polypeptide O, a. Gene Ontology annotation, biological process: G protein-coupled dopamine receptor signaling pathway; adenylate cyclase-modulating G protein-coupled receptor signaling pathway. Lineage: Eukaryota; Metazoa; Chordata; Actinopteri; Syngnathiformes; Syngnathidae. The coding region runs from base 549 to 1613 and encodes 354 amino acids. Gene Ontology annotation, molecular function: GTPase activity; G-protein beta/gamma-subunit complex binding; G protein-coupled serotonin receptor binding. The transcript has 8 exons. Gene Ontology annotation, cellular component: heterotrimeric G-protein complex. The record is from RefSeq and is a predicted model, not a curated record.
UGCUGCCCUUCACACACCCCUUCCUCUGACGUCACCAACCUGCUAGUGAACGAAUGAAGUAACGACGCACCGACCGAGCCUUUACGGGAGAUACCGGGAGUCUGUCGCUUCACACACACCGUGCGUGAGUCGCUGUCACCAGAGGAUCCGAAACGGCCGGGGGAAGGUCGACACGAACAAUGCGAGCAACCCAGUAACAGAGUGGAAACGAACGGAACCGGACUUAGGAGUGAGAAAACAUACGAAAAAAAGAAAAAGACGGACGGACAAACGGAUCCAUUGCAAUCCACGGUUAAGAGACGAAUAGGUACGGGGGGGUGGGCACGUACUGUUGUUCCGUGGACCAAAACGAGUGGAGCCGAGGUUUAAAUGUUUUAACAGUACCGCCGCCGCCUUGAGAGCGCCAGAGAGCGGGAUCUGCCCAGAGAGAGGGAUCGAAGAGAGCAAAACCGGGAUUUGCAACCAGUUCCAAGUCUUUUUUUUUUAAAUUCCCAUUUGUUUCCGUGGGUGCCGUCACCGGCAACGCUAUCAAGCUGUGUUCUUUAACCAUGGGAUGUACUUUGAGCGCAGAGGAGAGGGCUGCUCUGGAUCGGAGCAAAGCCAUCGAGAAGAACCUCAAGGAAGACGGGCUCACCGCGGCCAAAGAUGUCAAGCUGUUGCUGCUCGGGGCUGGAGAGUCAGGGAAAAGCACCAUCGUAAAACAGAUGAAGAUCAUCCACGAGGACGGUUUCUCUGGUGAUGAUGUAAAGCAGUACAAGCCUGUUGUUUACAGCAACACCAUCCAAUCUCUGGCUGCCAUUGUCCGUGCCAUGGAUACACUAGGCCUUGAGUAUGGAGACAAAGAGCGGAAGGCGGAUGCCAAGAUGGUGUGUGAUGUAGUUAGUCGUAUGGAGGACACAGAGCCUUACUCCAGCGAACUGCUCUCCUCCAUGAUGCGUCUCUGGUCUGACUCGGGUAUCCAGGAAUGUUUCAGCCGGGCUCGGGAGUACCAGCUCAACGACUCAGCGCAGUACUAUCUCGACAGUCUAGAUCGUAUCGGUGCUGCCGACUACCAGCCAACAGAGCAGGACAUUUUGAGGACCCGGGUGAAGACUACGGGCAUUGUGGAGACACACUUUACCUUCAAAAACCUCCACUUCAGGCUGUUUGAUGUCGGAGGCCAGAGGUCAGAGAGGAAGAAAUGGAUCCAUUGUUUUGAAGACGUCACUGCCAUCAUUUUCUGCGUCGCACUCAGUGGAUACGACCAGGUGUUGCACGAGGACGAGACCACGAAUCGCAUGCACGAGUCUCUGAAGAUGUUUGAUUCCAUCAGUAACAGCAAGUGGUUUGAAGAGACCUCCAUCAUCCUCUUCCUGAACAAAAAGGACAUUUUUGAAAACAAAAUCAGCAAGUCACCAUUGUCCAUCUGCUUCCCUGAGUACACUGGACCAAACACCUACGAGGAUGCUGCAGCUUAUAUCCAAGCACAGUUUGAGAGCAAGAAUCGCUCCCCAAAUAAGGAAAUCUACUGUCACAUGACCUGCGCCACAGAUACAGGGAACAUCCAGGUGGUGUUUGAUGCUGUGACCGAUAUCAUCAUCGCCAACAACCUCAGAGGAUGCGGCUUGUACUAAGCAGCCCGUGUCGCACCCGCUCCUUCCUUUCUCCUCCUGUCCACUUCGCUCUCCUCCUCAACCCGCUUCCUCUGACACUGCUGUGGAAACGAUGAUGGUAACAAUGCUGUUUACUUAAAAUAAAACAGAAAAAAAAAAGAAGAAGACGGGGAAAAAUGCAACUAGGUACAUAUUAGUGAGGAUAAUUAAAGAAAAUAUUAGUCAUAAAGAUAUAUAUUAUCUAACUAUCUAUACAUAUAUAUAUAUAUACAUAUACAUAUAUAUGUGUGUGUGUGUGUGUGUAUAUAUAUAUAUAUAUAUAUAUAUAUAUAUAUAUAUAUAUAUAUAUAUAUAUAUAUAUGUGUGUGUGUGUGUGUGUGUGUGUGUAUCGAUAGAUAGAUAUAAUGUUAAUUUUUUUUUUCCUUGCUCUGGGUUCUCCCCCCCAAUGUUCUCUGGCCUGCUGCCAAACAAACAAAGAAAAGUGUUUUUGAAAGGAAACACAGAACUCUGCAGCCUUGAAACCUUCUCGAACAAAGUUAAUGAAAGUCUCUGUUCUAAUCUAAUUUGCUUUUCCGGUGGUGUCAUUUGUCCCUAACGAAACUUUUUCCUUUUUUUUUUUUUUUUUUUUUUUUUGUUACCUAUGGAUUGUGUUUUUGUUGAUUUUGUCCGUAUUUAUUACAUUAGCCGGUACACAGAUUUGUGUUCACAUUUUGUCUCACCUGACCCAUUUGUUGUUUAUUGUUUUGUUUCUGGCAACAGUAGAGUUUACGUCAGAACAUUUUUUUGAAAAAAAUCUGUGAAAAUAUCGAUCGCUUCAAAAAUAUGAAGAGGGUCAGCCAAUCGAAACCUUGGAAAAAUACUCAAGACCUGCUGAAAGUGUCAACCACCAAUUCAUUUCACAUUUGUUUUUUGUUUACAUUGGCGCGACUUUCCCGUUCCGCGAGCAGUCCUGGCAGGGACAGAAAGUGUUUCCUAAAGCUAGCUUUCGCCCGACAACCUAUGGGAAGCAAGUGCCAGGUGACACAUGCAGGGACUGUACUGUAGAUAGCAAUGCCUUUAGAAGCGACUACACGUUAUAACUACCUUUUCUCACUAUUAUAACCUCUACCAUAUAUUCUCAGUGUAAGGAAUCUCGGUCCUGGUUUGAAAAUGUUUGAUUAAUUUAUUCAUUUAUUUAUUGAUGAUCACAUCCUAGCCCAGGACAUACUCUUAUCUAUCGGUCUCUCUUCCUCUACAUUUUA